AAUUGUGGCAACCCAGGCUAACCGCUGGAAGCUUGGAAAAUGCCGAAUUUUUCAUACAUUCUGUUGUCCGUUUAUUACAUUCUCGAGUGAAUACGUAUUUUUAUUCAGUGAAUUAAUGACAUUCAAGUGAUUCAACAAAUAUUUACAAUGAAUGAAUUUCCCUUGGGAUAUCGAGAAGUUAUACCUGAUCAAACGCAGCCGGAGAAAUGGAAGGAAAUAACACUGGACACCGGUGGAAGUCAGAGCACCCUCCAGGAUAUAAAAGUCCCGGAGAGAGCAGGCGGUUACUCCUACAAAGAUUCGUACAAGUACUACACUCGCAACCGCUUCAUCUAUUGGAGGAUUUCUCACGACAUUCUCGAACUGAUCGAGCACUCUUUGGAUAUGAAUCUGGUGGGCUGUAAGGUUCGUUACAAGUUCACAGACACACCGAUCCUAGACGGCAUAACGAUUCACGAAACAGUCAACUCGGUCAUUAUUCUGGUAGCAACAGUCUCGAGUGUUCACAAAUUAACCUUCCCUCAUCCAGACAAAAUCCACAAGCAAGACCAUCUGCUGGGCGCCCACCCCGAGCUCUCAGUUCAGUCAAUUUUGGGCGAAGCAUCUAGCCAAAAUGCUCGAGAUCCCCAUUCGUUUCACAUAAUUUCUACUCCAGGCACCACAAAUAUUCCAGUCUCUCAUGCUGCUGCUUCUUGGCUCGUUGUUCCUCACGAAGAAGCUAUAUUCGCCUUCGCCUACUCGUCAGGAAGUAUUUUAGUGUUACGACUGGAUUCAAUAACAGGACUAGUUCACACGAGUGAAUUGAAGCAGGAUUCGAUAGUUCCCCGAUUCCUGUCAGGAAUUGCAACCGCUUUCCGGGGGAGAGGCACUGAAGGACAAGUUGCCAUGUCUCUUGUCAUCCAUAAUUUUAAUAACGACACCUAUCUCUUUGCCCUCAGUCGCGAGGGAAACGUAAGAAUGUGGUCAUGCAACAAGAACCAGUGCGUGGCUGUCACUGAUGUAGCCAUUGACAAUUGUUUGGCUUCUCAGGGUACUCAUGGACACAUGCUGAGAAAAGUGCUGGGGAAUGACAGUGAGCUCUAUCUAGGUGUAUAUUUGAAGUUCGUAAAUGGCUGUGAGUUUACUAUUUUGAAGCCAGUGGAGGAUGCUGGCCUGUUCAAAUUCAUCAGGGUGUGCACACUCUUUGCUCCUGAUCAACACUUAGUUGAUUUUGAAUUUACAACAACGAGAUUGUGGGCGGUUUGGAGAAUCACCGAGAUGGACAAGGUUGCUGUUACUCACGCUCAACUACCUUUGAAUGGAGCACAGGUGAAUUCCGAUUGGGAAACAGCAGUACUGGAGCAGCCUCCUGACCGGGACUACAUUCUGACAGAUGCAGGCACAGACCCUCGUCAGUCCUACAUAAACUACAUCUUUCAUCCUGGUCAAUUCUCCUUAGCUGACAUUACACGGGCUCUCAGUAUCUAUCGCAGAUCGAAUCUUCUCUCAGACAUCACCCUCUCCCCAGCAGUUCUCAAGGAACGAGUCUGCAUGGCUGUUGAGGUUGAGAUUCAGUCCGAAGUCAUGGACUACGAAAUGACAGAUGAGGAUUAUUUGGAAAUUGCCAAUAGGUGUUGGUGGAGGUUCUACUCUUGUGUCAUUCAAUACCAUAUUAAUGGUAGCAGACCCAUCGGCUUACUUCUACUUCCGUCAGUUUAUGGAGCUGCGCUAUUAAAGAAAUCGUCCUUUUCUCUGUUGCGACCAAUGGAAGCCCUGGAACAUCUGAUGCUGUCCAACGAGAAAUGUUAUGCUUCAAAAUUUAAGACAACUCCCAUUCUCUCUCACGAUGAAGAUACGUGUCAAGAUCUUAUUUAUUUGAUGAGCGCUCUUGGAAUGCUGGAGGAACAACUGUCGGAAGAAGUGAAGACGGGAAUUGAAAAGGAUUUGUAUCAUCUGAAAAGUCCAGAUAUCGUGAUUGAGGAGUUAUUGUCAAGGCUGUCAUUGGAGCCUGACGAUCCUUUCUCAGAUUAUAACUUUCAAAUGGAGCUACACAAUAAGCUGGACAAUAUCAAAGACCCAUCAGCUGCAAUGGCGAUGUUAUUGGAGGCUCUGACAUAUGAUCUUGGACAGCCUGAUAAAAUGAAAGUCGAUAGUGAACCUGAGAGAUCCAGGUUAAUGCUAAACUUUGGGCAUUUAUUCUCGAGUCAACUGGGUAUUUCUACGAUUGCUGAGAGUGUAGCACAGAUUGCAUUAGUGAGAUUUUCCAUUUGCAGGGAUCUAUUAAUUCUGCAGAGAAUUAUUUUGAGCAGGCCCGAGGUGUUUGACUCAAGAAUGCUGCAUUCAAUAAAAUCAUCUCUUGCACCACGAACUGUAGUAUUAACACAAGCUUAUUAUGUUGUCACCUGGAUCAGUGAGACCACAAUAUCAUCAACACCUCCACAAGCACUACUGGAAACGAGUAUGCAGCGUCUGGGUACAUUGAGGCUCAUAGACACGAGGGGAAGUACGAGUAGACAGCAGCGUACGAUGAGUUUAUUGGAGUUGUUCAUCCAGAAUGGCGGGGCAAAGCACGCUCACACUCUGAUGGCUAGCACUCUUGUCCUUUCUCCCACAUCAGUUGUUCCCUGGCACUGCGGUCUCCUCACGCAAGUGACCCUCGUUGCCCAGCUGGUCUGGCCGAUUUCCGGCAACUUCAUCUUUCCAGAGUGGCUUCUCUCCUCCUGUCAAUUUCUACUCGUUCAAGCCUAUGUCAGAUUGCUGUCGACCUGGUGCGAAUGGAAUUCUGCCUCUCGACGGUUCAUUCUGGCUAUUGCUCUCUUGGAAAUGGGGGAAACAUUUAAAGCCUGCGACAAUUUACUGAGGGCUUCCAGUGGCAUUCUCACUGAUAAUUUCCUUGUCUCCACACUGCUGGACUCACCUAUGCCAACGGAAUCUCAGGCCCUCGUCUGCUAUUACUUGAAAGCUAUAGAACUCUUCUCUCAGCAUAACGCCUCCGACUGCAUUAUUGAAUUGGCAGAAGCUGCUAUCACAGUUGCCAGUAAGGAGGAUCCGAACCUUCCAACUCUUCAUUCCAUCAUCUUCACUCAACAUCUCAACCUUGGUCAUCACACUGAAGCCUAUCACUGCCUAAAUUCUAAUCCAGAUGCCGCCAGACGUAGUGAUUGCCUUCGUCAGCUUGUUGUGACUCUCUUUGAAAGGAAAAAACUCAUCGAUCUUAUCUCGUUUCCCUAUGUUGACAUGUACGAAGACCUCGAGAGAAUUGUCAUGGGUCGAGCCAGAAGUGUCGAUCUGAUGGAAAACAAUUACUACAAUUUUUUGUACAGCUUUCACAUUAAUAAAGGUAACAUGAGGAAAGCAGCUUCUGUUAUGUACGAACAGGCGUUGCGACUGGGUCAGGAGUCUCACUCGGUUGAAAUCAUCUCCAAGCAAGCUCAAUGCCUGCUAGCUUGUAUAAAUGCCCUCAGUCUUGUCAGUGAAAAAUAUAGGUGGAUCGUAAGACCUGUCGUGGAGCAGUGUUAUCCAGAAGAAAUCAAACCCAAAAAGAAGAGGAGUGUUGAUGGCAAAGAAGUCCUACAUUACAAGGUGAAGAAAUUUGUUGAAGUACUAGAAAUCAAGGAUAUUCAGAAGGAAUAUUGGUUAGUUGAUGCCAGAUUGGAAUUAUCCAAGAUGAAUUCAGAAAUACAUACAGUGGCACGAGCUGAACCAUCAGAAUUAAUAGCAGUUCUAGCUAAUAUCGGAUUGUACACAACUGCUCUCCACCUUUGCAAAGAGUUCGGAAUUUCCAAGACAUCUGUACUGGAAACACUGGCUUCGCAGUGUCUCAGGUUAAGUCAGAGUGAGGAUAAUGAUGCCUGGGAUUGGUUAAUUCAGAACGAUGUGUAUGAUAUUGUUGGAUGUGGCAGUAAUGUUGCUGAUGUCUCUUGGAGACUUUUGGAACGAUUGACGCUGGAUAAUGAAGAGGAGGACAGCAGUGAAUUGCACAAGGCAGUGGGGAAACAACUUUUACAUUUGGGGGCUUUUCUACCCCAGUGGCUGAUGGGGUCGUACAAAAAGAGGAAUGCCGCUGAAUUAUUGAGGAUUAUCCUUGCAAGUGGGAGACUCCUAGAAGCUUGCGAUCUUGCUGUAGAUUAUAUCAACGCUGUCCUCGGAGAGGGUAUGGAGUACUUUGGGCUACAGCAGCCUAUUGUGGCAACGGGCGCCCCUGUCUGGUUGCCACUUAACACUGUCGAAUUGCUUUUGAAGGAAUUUGAACAUGCAAAGAUGGAAGAUAACGUUUAUGUUGAGAGCUACGAAAGGCUGAAGAGAGCACUUAAUCAGUAUGUCGAAACAGUGGUGAGAGUUUCUGACGAUAUGGUGCGAUUCAAAGUCAGUAAAUUGGCAAUUAAACACAAGGAUACUUGACGGCCGUAAUUCCUGCAGACUUCGGUAAAAAAAACCUCUUGUUAAAUAUGAAUAAAUAAUUUCCAAUGAAAGUCAAAACUUAUGUGUUAAAAAUUAUUUUUUUUCCGUUAAGUAAUAUGAACUUCAAUUGUAAAUGUUUGUUUUUUUUAUUUCAUACACAUUACAAUAGCAUUUACAUACAAUGUUGAAACACUCCUCACUUAAUUUUGUAUUCACAGGAAAUGGAAAAGUUCCACACAUAUACAAUUUUCAAAUGAACUUCUUCUCUCUCAGAGAUUAGAUUUCGAAAAAAUGAGAUAAACUUGAAACUUGAAUGUCACUGGUAAUUGAAUCGACGAUAUGGAACAUGCAAGAUGCUAGGCUGGUGGAAACCAAAAAAUCACUGUUGACAAUUUGUUGUUUGAUAGAACAUGGCGAAACUUAUUUAUAAA
This is a messenger RNA of Diachasmimorpha longicaudata, 4811 nucleotides long. RefSeq names its product Nucleoporin 160kD (gene Nup160). The coding region runs from base 148 to 4380 and encodes 1410 amino acids. NCBI's taxonomy places the organism in Eukaryota, Metazoa, Arthropoda, Insecta, Hymenoptera, Braconidae. The transcript has 4 exons. Gene Ontology annotation, molecular function: structural constituent of nuclear pore. Gene Ontology annotation, cellular component: nuclear pore. The record is from RefSeq and is a predicted model, not a curated record.